Molecule: messenger RNA, 1164 nt
Organism: Lottia gigantea (owl limpet)
Lineage: Eukaryota; Metazoa; Mollusca; Gastropoda; Lottiidae
Exons: 8
Coding region: 1-1164 (387 amino acids)
Biological process (GO): heme A biosynthetic process
Cellular component (GO): mitochondrial inner membrane
Molecular function (GO): oxidoreductase activity, acting on NAD(P)H, heme protein as acceptor
Source: RefSeq, a predicted model, not a curated record
AUGCAUUUGAAAUUCUGCCAAUAUCUACUAUUUCAGCCAUCCAAAUUAUCUGAAAUAUUCCAAACAUUCAGAAAUAAAUCUAGCAGUGGAAAGAUAACACCAGAGAUUCCACGCCAUGCUGAGAAAAUAGUGGGUGGAUGGCUGAUAGGAUGUGCUGGUAUGGUAUUUGGGGCUGUUAUACUUGGGGGUGUUACAAGAUUAACAGAAUCAGGACUUUCCAUGGUAGAUUGGAGAUUAAUUAAAGAUAUGAAAGCACCCAGUUCACAAGCUGAAUGGCAAGCAGAGUUUGAGAAAUAUAAACAGUAUCCAGAAUAUAAAUAUGUCACUCAACAUGAAGAAAUGACAUUAAGUAGAUUUAAAUUCAUUUGGUAUAUGGAAUAUUCACAUAGAAUGUGGGGUCGAGCUGUUGGCCUGGUGUUUCUGAUUCCUGCAUUAGUAUUUCUUAAGAAAGGCUGGAUAACAAAAGCUAUGAAGCCAAGAUUAGCCAUAUAUACUGCAUUGAUUGGAUUUCAGGGCUUUCUAGGGUGGUAUAUGGUUAAAAGUGGACUAGUAGAUAAGCCAGAAUCAACAGACAUUCCAAGAGUUAGCCAGUACCGUUUAGCUUCUCAUCUGGGUUCAGCUUUUAUUCUAUAUACAUUAUUUUUAUAUGCUGGACUCAGCCAUUUAAAUAAACCUGUUCCAAUACCAAACUCACCACAAAUAAGAAAGAUUCGAAUCUUAACACAUGGUGUGUUAACUUUAGUGUUUGUGACUGCUUUAUCAGGUGCAUUUGUAGCAGGUUUGGAUGCUGGUCUUGUGUACAAUUCUUGGCCAAAAAUGGCGGAUAAAUGGAUUCCAGAAGAUAUUGCUAAGUUUGUACCUAAAUGGAAGAAUGUAUUUGAGAAUCCCACUACAGUUCAGUUUAAUCACAGACAUCUGGCAGAAUCAACUGUAGCAGUGAUCACAGGUUUCUGGUGGAUGUGUCGAAAAGCACCCUUACCACCAAGAGCUAGAAUAGCAGUCAAUUGUUUAGUGGGAAUGGCUUUCAUUCAGGCCACGCUAGGUAUUACCACUUUGCUGAUGUAUGUACCUACACACUUAGCUGCUACUCAUCAAUCAGGAUCUCUUGUUCUGCUUAGUUUUGCUGUUUGGUUAGCCAAUGAAUUGAGGAAAAUGCCUAAAUAA